Dovyalis caffra is the source of this 3312-nucleotide messenger RNA. Lineage: Eukaryota; Viridiplantae; Streptophyta; Magnoliopsida; Malpighiales; Salicaceae. The record is from the annotation of a GenBank genome assembly.
AUGGCUGCAAAGCUUUUACAUUCUUUAGCAGAUGAUAAUCCAGAUUUGCAAAAGCAAAUCGGGUGCAUGACUGGGAUUUUUCAAAUAUUUGAUCGUCACCAGGUCCUCACCGGUAGGCGUCUCAACCAGAAGAGGCUUCCUCCAGGUAAUUCCCACAUCAAAAAUGGCAGCUCAGAAAGGGAAUUGUUUAAUGCAUACAAUCCGAACAGAGCAGUUGACAUUAAUUUAAACAAGAGUUUGAAUGAGAAGCAAAGAAUUUCUACAGAAUCAUCAAGACCAUCUUUCUCAUCCUCUUGCUCAUCUUCUUUGUCUUCUCUGGACUGCAAUAGAACAGCUCAACCAGAAGCAUCUUCCUUUGACAGAAUUAUUUUUCCUGAAACUCCCUCAAGGGACCCGGUUAUAACUCAGCCAAGUACCUCUGCACAUUUAGGGCGGCAAUCUCUUGAUCUACGAGAUGUUGUCAAGGAUUCUAUGUAUAGAGAGGCUAGAGGGCUAUCGGUCCAAACUACAGCAAAAGAAGAAGCAAUGAGCCAUAUGGUGAAGCAUAAAGAUUCACCGAGGCCACUACAGGCCUCCAAAUCUGCAGAUGGACGUUAUGGAGUUGGGCACAAAGGAAAGCAAAAUGCUCCUCCUGUUGAUUUCAAGGAGUCUCUUAGAGUUCUUGCUAAACUUCGUGAAGCACCUUGGUAUUACAAUGAAACUAAAGAGCCUCCAAGAUCGUCAUAUGAAGCAAAAGAUGGGUCUUGGCAUACGAUUCCAAAAGAUGCUCCUCGGUUUUCUUAUGAUGGGCGGGAGAUCAAUCGUUUGUCUUUUGAAUCUCGAGAUACCAUCAAGGCCACCCCAAAGCUAAAAGAGCUUCCAAGACUUUCACUGGAUAGUAGAGUAAUUUCAAUGCGUGGAUCCAACACUGAUUCAAGAUCAAAUUACCUUUCAAAAGAUCUAAAAAGUAGCAGCAACUCAAAUGAAAAGAUUUUUAGUCUACAGCAAUCAUUUGAAACGCAGAAACGGCCUCCUAGUGUGGUAGCCAAGCUGAUGGGCUUGGAUGAAUUGCCAGAUUCUGCAUCUUCCAGUUAUAGUCAGCUGGGUUUGAUCAGGAACUCAGUGGAACAUGAAGAUUCCUUCUCAAGAUCAUUAAAAACAAAUGAUCUAAACAGACCAACCCGGAUUCCGAAUUCUCCUAAAAACCUAGGGAAAGAUCCAACAUCACCACGGUGGAAAAAUCCUGAUUUGGUCAUGAAACCCAUUUCGAGGCUGCCAAUUGAACCAGCACCAUGGAAGCAGCUGGAUAGGAGUCAAAGAUCUCAGAAACAACCUUUCAAGCCUGCAAAAGUUGCUGGGAAUACACCAAAUUCAUUCCCUUCAGUUUACAGUGAGAUUGAGAAGAGUUUUAAGGAUAUUGAGUUCAAACAAUGUGGAAAGGAUCUCAGAGCUCUUAAACAGAUUCUGGAAGCAAUGGAGGCUAAGGGGCUCUUGGAGACUAGAAAAGAAGAACAAGCUUUGAAUUUUGUACCCCAAAGAGAUCAUGAACCAAAAUGUAGCAGUCCAAGUCAAAAGCCAAGGUUGCUAAGCCAACGAAACCAACAGGACAAUCAUGCUGGUGUUCCCACAACUAGGAGUUCUGAUUCUUUGAGGACUUAUGAAUCCCCAAUUGUGAUCAUGAAACCAGCCAAACUAGUUGAGAAAUCUGGUAUUCCUGCUUCCUCGGUAAUUCCUAUAGAUGGCCAUUCUGGCCUUCAUAAAAUUCCUGCUGGUGGAUAUGCAGAUGGUAAAAAGGGAUCCAAUAAUAGCCGAAUAGCUAAAGAUCAAUCUCCAAGAAACAUCCAGAGAGAUCCUUCUGCCAGCUCCAGCAUUAAGGGAACUGUUGUCAAGAAUACAAAAUCAACUCAAUCCUCAACACGAUCCCAACAAGUGCCAAAAGAAAGCAACACUAGUUCAGUAAGAAGUUCGGGAUCUGUGAGCCCAAGAUUUCAACAGAAGAAACUUGAACUGGAGAAGCGAUCUCGUCCACCUACCCCUCCAUCUGAUACAAGCAAACCAAGAAGGCAACCCAACAGGCAGCCAGCAGAAAUAGGUUCCCCUGGUGGAAAACACAGGUCAAAAUAUUCCAAAAUGCCACAGAGUGAUGACCAAUUAAGUCAGAUAAGUAACGAAUCAAGAACUUCGAGUCACCAAGGAGAUGACACAUCUUUGCAUUCAGAUGCUACUUUUUAUGACUUGAAGACGGAUAUGGAAGUCACCAGUACUGAACGAUCUACCGAGAACUAUGGUGGCCAGAGUCCAACACUGAAUGCUGCCAGUAGCUUAGUUUCUGGCUCAUUACACAAAAAAUUGACCCCAAGGUUUGAAGAAGAUGGGACAUCAGCAGAAUUUGCUGUUGUUGCCCCAGAGCAUCCUAGUCCUGUCUCUGUACUUGAUGCAUCAGUAUAUAGAGAUGACACAUUGUCUCCUGUAAAGCAGAUACCAAAUAUGCUCAAAGGAGAUGGCGCUAAAGAUUCCCAUGAUCAACAGAGUGAAGAUCAGUGGAACCCUGUAGAUAGCUUCUUGUCCAGCAGUGUGGCCUCUGGUCUGUCCUCAGAGAUCAAUCGCAAGAAAUUACAAAACAUUGAGAAUUUGGUACAAAAGCUUAGACGAUUAAACUCUACUCACAAUGAAGCCAGCACAGAUUACAUAGCGUCUCUUUGUGAGAACACAAAUCCAGAUCACAGAUACAUUUCUGAGAUUUUGUUAGCUUCAGGACUUCUACUCAGAGACCUUGGCUCUGGUCUGACAACAUUUCAACUCCACCCAUCUGGUCACCCCAUUAACCCCGAGUUAUUCUUUGUAUUGGAGCAAACCAAGGCCAACAAUUUGGUUUCAAAAGAAGAAUGCAGCCCUGGAAAGUCCUUCCAUUCAAAGCCAAACCUGGAGAAAUUUCACCGGAAGCUCAUAUUUGAUGCUGUUAAUGAAAUUCUUGUCAAAAAGUUGGCUUUAGUGGAGCCCUCUCCUGAUCCAUGGUUGAAGUCUGAUAAGCUGGCAAAGAAGACCCUCAGUGCUCAAAAGCUUCUGAAAGAAUUAUGUUCAGAGAUGGAGCAACUUCAAGUCAGGAAAUCAGAAUGCAGCUUAGAGGAUGAGGAAGAUGGUUUGAAAAGCAUUUUGUGGGAUGAUGUGAUGCGUCGCUCAGAGAGUUGGAUAGAUUUUGAGAGUGAGAUUUCUGGCAUAGUGUUAGAUGUUGAGCGUUUGGUCUUCAAGGAUUUAGUUGAUGAGAUUGUGAUUGGUGAGGCAGCUGGUUUACGCAUCAAACCAGGCAGGCGUCGGCAGCUGUUUGGGAAGUAG